AUGGGCAGGGGGCGUGGGCGUGGCAGGGGCAACAAGCGCUCCAUGCGCAAGGACUUUGGUGGAGAUGCCGCGCGCGACAACGUAUGGAUGCAGGACAAGAGCAAGCAGGGGCCGCCGGGCGCCGUCGACCGCAGCCAGCUCUACAGCGUCCCAUUCGCCGAGUACUACAAAGCCCAGGGCGUCGUGCCAGAAGGCGAGUGGGACGCGUUCAUAGACGUGCUGCGGCAGCCGCUGCCGACCACGUUCCGCAUCAACGGCAGCGGCCGCUAUGCGGACGGGCUCCGGCAAAAGCUGGAGUCCGACUUCUUCGCCAAUUUCGCCCAGGGGCCAAUUUACGUGAGCCGGCCUGGCGGAGGCGGGCUUGAGAGGGGGUAG
Messenger RNA from Monoraphidium neglectum, 375 nucleotides. Its product is annotated as tRNA-(m5C) methyltransferase. The record is from RefSeq and is a predicted model, not a curated record. Gene Ontology annotation, molecular function: methyltransferase activity. NCBI's taxonomy places the organism in Eukaryota, Viridiplantae, Chlorophyta, Chlorophyceae, Sphaeropleales, Selenastraceae. Gene Ontology annotation, biological process: RNA methylation. The transcript has 3 exons. Bases 1 to 375 code for a protein of 124 amino acids.